This is a messenger RNA of Rhagoletis zephyria (snowberry fruit fly), 1971 nucleotides long. Lineage: Eukaryota; Metazoa; Arthropoda; Insecta; Diptera; Tephritidae. The record is from RefSeq and is a predicted model, not a curated record.
AUGCAGCUGCGCGACAACAUGGAGCGCAUGGAGCAGGUGCAGAUCCUCCGCCACUACUACGACAUGCAGAAGCGACAGGAGAUCGCCGGCCAGGCGCUGGAGGUCAUUCCCGGCAUCGUCAACAGCAUCAAGAACUGCCAGGCGGGCCUGCUCAUGAGCCUCGACACCAUCCACAAGGUGCUCCACAAGCGAACGGUGCUGGACAUUAUCAAGAACAUCGACCGACGAAGCCUUCCCGGCCCUAAUAAGCCCUACGAACGCGAGCUGGUCGGCUCCAUCGUGAUGACGCUCUACAACAACCGCACCUACCGCAUCUGCGGCGUCGACCGCGACAAGACCCCCCUGCACGCCUUCAACCGCGGCAGCAACACCAACCCCGCCGACCAGACCUCCCUGGUCGAUUACUACCAGAACACCUACAACAUCACCAUUGCCGAUCUCCGCCAGCCGCUGCUCAUCGCCACGCCGUCCAACUUUGAGCGCAAGCAAAAGUCGAAGCGCCUGUUUAUGGUUCCCGAGCUGUGCUACAUCACCGGCCUGACGCCCAACAUGCAGUCGGACUACAAUCUGAAGCGGGUGCUAGUGCAGAGUACGCAGCUGUCGCCGGAGGCUCGCGUCCGCCGCUACAAUGACUUCCUCACGCGGCUGAACACCAGCGCCCCGGUCAGGGACUCCCUCGCCGGCUGGGGCAUGGCCUACGGCGGCGANGGCCGCGGCCGGGGCGGCUCUGGCUCCUCCUCUUCCAAUGAGGUGCCCUUCGCACAGCAGUCGGCGGACUUUACCCGGGAGAUCAAGGGCCGGACGAUGUACCGCAGCUGCACACUGACCAAGUGGCAUGUGGUCUUCAAUGGCGACCGCAGCCAGAACAGCAUGAACUCCGGCGGGGCGGAUGCGGUCAAUCACUUUCUGAGAGUUCACGCAGCCCAACUGGCUCAGGAGUUGGGCAUGCGCUACGCCCCGCCCGCGUUGAUGCCCACCGAGGACGAGUCGGCGAUGAGCUUCCUCAGCGUCAUUCGCAGCAUCGGCGAGGACUCGCAGCUGAUCUUGGUGGUGCUGCCCACCAAUCGCAAGAACACUUACGACGACGUGAAGCGGCACCUGUGCUGCACGGAGGGCGUCCCCUCGCAGUGCGUCCUCGCGAAGACGCUCUUCAAGCGGAACAUGUCCAUCAGCAGCAAGAUCAUGAUUCAGAUUGCCUGCAAGGUGGGCGCAGAGCCCUGGGUGCUCAACACGGACGCGCUGCCCACAGGUCUGAUGAUCAUCGGCAUCGACGUUUGUCGCGACAAGACGAAGCGCAAAAAGUCCGUCGACGGCUUUGUCGCCUCGCUCAACCGGUCCUUCUCCUCCUGGUUCAACAAGAUCAGCUACCACCAGAAUGUGGACGACACCAGUGACCACCUGAACAUCAAUCUCGGAGCCGCCCUGCGAGCGUACAAGAAGCGCAACGAAGGCAAGGCUCCGGACAAGAUACUGGUGUUGCGAGACGGCAUCAGCGAGGGUCAGUACCGGAACGUCCUGGAGACGGAGCUGCAGCAGCUGAAGGUCCGCGCCAGACAGGAGAACCCGGCGACAAAGCUGACGAUGAUCUGCAUCAGCAAGCGCAUCAACACGCGCUUCUUCGACGUCAGCCGCGGCGGCGACCGCCCGGCGAACCCCGUCUCCGGCACGGUGGUGGACAACAGCAUCGUCUCGGCGAACAUUCCCCAGUUCUUCCUCGUCUCGCAGCUGACCAAUCAGGGCACCGUCUCGCCCACCUCCUACGACGUCAUCUACGACGACAUGGGCUGGCCACUGGUCGAGUACCAGCGGCUGAUGUACAAGCUCUGCCACCUCUACUACAACUGGACCGGCCUCGUCUCGGUGCCCUCGCCCAUUCAGUACGCCCACAAGCUGGCGUACCUCGCCGCCGGCAGCUUUGGCGAGAGCAACUUUCGCGAAGACAAGCUUUCGGAGCAGCUUUUCUACUUGUAG